AUGGACGGAGACGAGAUUUCGCCCGAAGAUUUCCACGCGCCUAACAGCGGCUGGCAAGACGCAAUCAAGAAAGCAUAUGCGAGGCGCAGGGUGCAAAGCGCAGCGGUGCAGCCCCGCCGAAAUCAACUCGAGACGACUGGCCUAGCGGCCAAAAGAGCAGCUAGAGGAAAGAAAACCCCGAGGCUUCCCAAGCUACCGGAAGAUGACGUCCGGGUGGUCUUUCGAUUGCGCGGGGGCAUUCAACUAAAACCGGGGGACUGCGUGACGUUACAGCGUAGCAUACAACUAGCGGCGAACGUGACUGGCGGCAUGGCAGCUAGGGACACCUUUCGGCUAAACGAGCAGCAAAACACGCUUCUUAUUAGCACCCCGAGCCCCGAAAACGCCACGCGCUACAGUCAGCUCACGAAGUACACGUACCGAGAGAAGGAAUGGGAAGUCGCCGCCUACGUCGUUCCUCCCGACAACACCCAACGAGGCGUCAUUCAAGGCGUACCGCAGGAAGACUCCGAGCAAGACAUUCUCGAGAAUCUGGUUCACAGCAGAAACCCCUCCGUACUGCAUGCACGCCGCAUGGGACGCUCCAACUCCGUCCUCAUUCUCUUCGAGGGUGACCGUGUACCCUUUUGGGUCCGGUACGGGAACGUAGACUUCCGAUGUUACAUCUAUAAAAAAAAGGUAGAGAUUUGCGCAACCUGCGGCAGCGUGGGACACAGGGGGGAUGUCUACCCCAACCCUACAGAUCGCCGCUGCAACGCGUGCUACGCGCUCAACCCGGCACCCACUCACGAUUGCCUACCAUCCUGUGGGAUAUGCGGCAAGAGUCAUCCGACGGGGGAUAAGAAAUGCAAGCUUCUUUACAAGACCCCGCACAUCCUAGUCAAGCGAUGGUUACCGAGCUUCGCGAUGAGAACCGACGGCUGCUCGACCGACCCGAACGGACGGAGCAGGAGUGCGCCAACCUUCGACGGCAAUUGCAAGCUGGGGCGACACUCCCAACACCAGAUCCAGCAGCAACAUCCCCACCUGUCAAGCGCAAGAUGGCGACACGAUCCAAAUCUCCUGCACCUGCGAGAGAGGGAGGCUCUUCGGCCCCGUCCGUUCAACAGGAAAUCCACCAAGCCUUUGCCGAAGUGCUGCAGAACCCAACAUGGCUCGCCAGUCUCGCCUCACAACUCGACCGCCUCCGGGCGACACCACCUCACCCGCAGGAACACCAUGCGUAAAUCCAAAACCUACAUCGUCUGGCAGUGGAACUGUCGUGGUUACGGCAAGAGACGCGGACACUUCCAACAACACAUAAAUGCACUCCCCGUCGAAGACCGACCGGACGUGAUUGCGCUGCAAGAGCCAAGGCGCCUAGCCAAGCUCUCGGGCUACGUGACGUUCGGGUGCGACAACUCGGAGAAGACGCAAGUAACGACACUGGUCAAGAGAAACGUUCCGGUAAUCCUCCAUGACACGGGCAUCUCGACCAUCGACCAUCUCCUGAUCAAGAUCAUCGCCCCCAAGAAAGCGAAUACCCGCAGUCUUUUCGUGCUAAACAUCUAUAGCGGUCCUCGUUCAAAGCACAAGUUUGCUAAGCUAUUCCGCGCGGCGCUGGACAUCGCCCGAAAACAGCCUCUCCUCGUCGUGGGAGAUUUUAACGCACCACACCCGGCCUGGGGGUACGGGACGGAAAGCGUUAAGGAUAGGAAUCUCUGGACAGAUACCCACGAGUCCGGCCUCUCGCUGCUCACCAACCCGGACCAACCCACCCGGCGCGGGAACAUCCGACAAAACGACACCACGCCGGACCUCGCCUUUACGAAGCACGUCAAGGAGGUAAUAUGGACCAACACGGGAAAAGACCUUGGAAGCGACCACUUUGUUGUCCGCAUCGAUGCGACGGCUGGCCCGGCUCAACGCAGGGGCAAACCUUGCACGGUCGUUGAGUGGGACAAGUUCCGCUCGCUUCUCGAGGAAGAGCACGUCGACGACAUCCGGGACAUCGACCUCUGCUCAGACUGGAUCCGCACCACAGCUGACCACGCCACCAAGGUGAUUCCCGAAGACGGAGGUCUUGACGCGGCGGACAGCCGCCUUCUCCACCUCUGGGAAGCCAAGACACAGCUCGAGACACGACUUCUCACACAGAAGAAGAACAGAUCGCUUCGCCGACGCAUCGCUCAGCUUAGCCGCACCAUCGAAGAGCACGCCGAGCUCGUCUGUCAACAGCAAUGGCAAGAUCUAUGUGACAGCUUCGACGGGCAGCCCAACGUGCCAAAAACGUGGAACAUCAUUCGACACCUCCUCGACCCGAAAGGCAACAAGGCCGCGCAACACAACCGUAUGUGCGAGAUCGUCCGAAGAAGCGGAAAAUCCGAACAGGACCUCAUCGACUUGGUCCGCCAAAGAUAUUUGGGUGGCACGCCGCCCCGCUCGCCCACUAUCUACGCGGGAAGCCCUAACGAGGUACUGGACGCCGAUUUCACAACCUUCGAAGUGACCGCUGCCAUCCGCGACCUCAAAACGAAGUCCGCUCCCGGUCCCGACGGAGUCACAAACAAGAUGCUCCGACACCUUCAACACGACAUGGUCGACAAGCUCACGGCUUACUUCAACAGGUGCUGGCACGACGGGAAGAUUCCUCCGGCCUGGAAGACGACGAGGGUGGUGAUGAUUCCCAAGCCCGGAAAGAAGUCUUCCAUCGACGCGCUGCGUCCCAUUUCGCUCACCUCGUGUGUCGGGAAACUCAUGGAGCAUGUCGUACUGAACCGACUCAACAGGUUCAUGGAAGAUCGAGCUCUCUACCCGCACACGAUGGUGGGCUUUAGACCACACCUCUCGACGCAGGAUGUCAUGUUGCGUCUCAAACACCAGAUCAUAGACGGAGAGGGCUGCUCCAGGCUGGACACGCGGGCCGUGCUCGGCCUGGACCUUACCAAAGCCUUCGACAACAUCAAGCACAAUGCGGUCCUGGCUGGCCUGGAGCAGCUGGGGGUUGGAGCCCGGACGUAUGCCUACAUCCAAGACUUUCUCACGAACCGCACAGCCCGCAUCUCGAUUGGCGGUGCCACCUCUGAAGAGAUUCCUAUGGGCGACAGGGGCACCGCCCAGGGCUCUGUCCUGUCUCCUUUCCUAUUUAAUACGGCCAUGCUGGGCCUCCCGGAGCGCCUGGAAGCCAUCGGCGGCCUUCAGCACAGCAUCUACGCGGACGACAUUACGCUGUGGGUGGAUGGCGGCAGCGAUGGCCAAAUCCAGGACACUCUUCAAGCGGCGAUCGACGCGGUCGCAGACUACGUGACGCCUCGAGGCCUCGCUUGCUCGCCCCAGAAGUCAGAGCUCCUCCUCCUCAAACCGGUUCGAGCUAGACAGCUCCCUUCAGACAUCGAGCUCUACUCGCAGGGAGUCCGAAUCCCGGCGGUUAAGAGCAUCCGGGUUCUCGGGCUUCGCAUCCAAGCGGACGGCAACAAUUACGAGACGAUUAACUUGCUCAAGGCUACGACCUACCAGAUCACACGACUCAUCUCGCGGAUCUCCGGCCGUAGAUUUGGCAUGAGAGAACGUAACCUGGUCCGACUGGUACGUGCCUUCGUCGUCAGCAAGAUGGCAUACGUGCUCCCGUUCCUUCGUCUCGCGGUAGCAGAGAAGACCAAGCUCGACUGUCUUAUUCGCAAGUCGUACAAGAGGGCGCUGGGUCUACCCGACUCCACUUCGAACGACCGUUUCGCGGCCCUCGGCAUCCACAACACGGUGGACGAGAUCGUGGAAGCUCAACGCCUAUCUCAAAUGGAACGUCUCACGAAAAGUACGACAGGCCGCCACAUCCUCCGCAGCCUAGGCAUUCGCUACGACAGUCAGACUGGGCCCAAGUGCGUCGUUCCCACGCAGGUCCGGACCGCACUCCUCAUUCAGCCCAUCCCGAAGCACAUGCACCCGAUGCACCACGAGGGACGCAGGAGUGCGCGUGUUCGGGCUCUACACUCCCUCCUCAGCAAGGAACGUGACGUCUACUACGUAGAUGCAGCCGACUACGGCACCGGCAAGAUGGUCUCUGCUGUAACCGAUGCCGGGGGGUCCCUCGUCGCGAGCUGCAGCAUUGACACUACGGAUCCGGGAACGGCAGAAGAGGUGGCCAUCGCCCUCGCUCUCCAAACGUACAAGGCGUGCUUUGUUGUGAGCGAUUCACAACGGGCCAUCCGACAGUUUGCCAAGGGUCGUAUAUCGCCACAAGCAGCCAGAAUUCUGCGCGGGUUCGCCCCCGGGACGUCUCCCAUCAAGCUGAUCUGGACCCCAGCUCACUCGUCUCUUCCCGGUAAUGAGGAGGCUCACAGCGUAGCCCGAGGAUUGAUUGGCCGGGCUGGCCUAACGCUGGACCCCUCCACCACGUCGUUGGCGGGGAGAGACGGGCUGGUCACAUUCCGGGACGUCCUCAACUACUACGCGGGCGAUCGCGCUCGCUACCCGCCGGCGCACGCCGCGCUGGACAAGGCAUCGACGGUGGCCUGGCGACGCUUGCAGACGAACUCCUACCCGAACCCUUCCACGCUCCACAAGUGGUACCCGGACCGCUACUCCCCCAAGUGCAAGCUCUGUGGAGCGAAGGCGAACCUGCGGCACAUGCUGUGGGAGUGCGCACGAGUCGAUCGAUCGAAGUAUCCCAAGAUCUCCGCAGUCACCAGUCAAGACGACUGGGACGCUCUCCUCAAGGCCUCCUCACAGGAGGUCCAAGAAGCCGUUGUCCGUUGGGCCGAGGACGCCGCCAAGAUCCAGGGGAUCGAAGCCGCCGUCUGAGGAAGACGA
Molecule: messenger RNA, 4785 nt
Organism: Ixodes scapularis (black-legged tick)
Lineage: Eukaryota; Metazoa; Arthropoda; Arachnida; Ixodida; Ixodidae
Exons: 2
Coding region: 1-4776 (1591 amino acids)
Molecular function (GO): nucleic acid binding; catalytic activity
Source: RefSeq, a predicted model, not a curated record